UGUUUGUGGUUCUGACUAAUAAUAAAAUGGAAAAUAUUAAAAAAUACGAUUCCCAGAGUGAUUCUUAAGUAUACUUCAGUUUUAUUAACAACAACAAUGGGUGACGAUAAGAAGAAAGUGAAAAUCUGCCGUGUAUGUUUGGGUACAAACGUGAAAAAGUGCAUGUCUCUAUUCGAAGUAUACAAAGAUUGUCUUAUUUACGACUAUAUCAAUACGAUAGCCAACGUUAAAAUUCAGAAAGACGAUGGUUUCCCGGACAAAAUAUGCUUAGACUGCCUUUUGGAGCUGGAAACGGCGAUACAUUUCAAGCAGAAAUGCGAGAAUUCCAAUAUAAUUCUGCAGUCAACUCAGCUAGAGGAGCUCCCCGUCGUAUCUAUCAACAACGCCGUAGUUGAGGCCGUUAUUAAGAAAGAAGAACCGUUAGAAGAGCCUUACGAGUAUUUCGAAGAGGAUGUGCAUUUUUUGGACUCUGCUGAUCUGCUCUCUGAAGUGGACACGAAACUGGAGGAUGAUGAAAACAAAGUAGUCAAAAAGAGCAAGGCUAUCGAUUUGAAAUUAGAGUGUCAUGACUGCGGAAACUUGUUUAAAAGCAAAUGUAAAUUACGUGUGCACUGGAAGAAGGUCCAUCUGCCGGAAGCUUUAGUAUGUUCCAUUUGUAAAAGAAUGCUCAAGUCUUUUAAAGCAUUCAACAGGCACCUGGAGUCAAACAGUUGUAAAACUGCCGCAAACGUUAGGAUAGAAGGUAUGGGAAAGAACAGAAUAUUUCAUUGUAAAGAAUGUAACUAUAACUCUAAAAGAAUUAAAGAUAUGCAGUCACAUCUAGUUGUGCAUACUGGUGACCGACCGUAUCAUUGUGACAAGUGCCCUGCAAAAUUUACGCAACAGAGCUCCCUACAGAGCCAUCAGGAAGGCUCGCACAAGCUCUACAAAGUUGAAAUAACCUGCCAGUUCUGUGGCAAGUUUGUCCGAGGCCGCACAAAUGUAUACCGUCACUUAAAAACCCACACAGAUAACCAGCAUCAAUGUAAAGUGUGUAGUAAGAUACUACAGUCUAAGAAAAGUCUUACGACACACAUGAAGAGGCACAGCGGAAUCAAACAAUACACAUGCGAAGUUUGUGCCAAGUCAUUCUACACGGGCGCCGAACUCUGUAAUCACAGAAGAAUGAUCCAUAUGAAGGGCAAGUACUGGUAUUUCUGCAAUGUCUGUGAAUACAAAUCUAUAAGGUCUGAAAAAGUGAAAAAGCAUAAAGCAAAACACACGGCAACUAAUAUCCCAUGUAUUGUGUGUGGCAUGUUCUUUGAACUACCGGAAAAGCUUAUUCAGCAUCAAAGGAAACACUUUGGAGAAAGGAAAUUCCCAUGUCCAUUAUGUGACAAGCGGUUCUUCAGGAAAGACACUGUCGGCAAGCACAUACGAGCAAAACACAAAUGUGAGAUGCCGAGUCUUUUGGUGGAGAAGAGAGUCGUGGUCAAAAAAGAGGCGCCCUUGGCCCCUGCAGAUGACUUAAUAGAGAUUGAACUGUCACCGGUCAUAGAAAUAAAAUAGAUUAAGUAAUUUAUUUAAUUGAAUUCAAUGGUAGUGUAAUCAUAAAGUUUGAAUGUUGUUCAUGAAUCAUGAUUGUAGAAAGUUCUCACAAUGCUGAAUGCAUUUGAAUACUGAUGUGCUGACGGAAAGUUUCCAAAAUUCUGAAAUGUUCACAUAGGAAAACUUCGGAAACUUUCCAUACUUUGUAUGGACAAUUGUAUGGAUGGAAACUUUCCAUUUCAUACAUUUUAAUUCUCUUUAUUUUUCGUGAAGUUUCAUGAAUUUUUCAAGAAAUUUAAGAGUUUUUUGGAAAGUUUCUGCAACUUACACAUCACUACAUUUGAAUCAAAUUGUUAGGCACUAUUGGCUAUUCAGCACGAAAAAGUUAUUUCUUUGCUUAAGUUACAUAAAACUAUAUUUAUUUUAUUACAACAUGUGCAAUGCGAAUUUUGUGCCCAAUGUGAGCGAAUCAUGAUUGAUUUAAUAGAGAGUUUAACCUGAUAUUGUCUAUUUGUCAUACAAUUCUGGCUCAACAAAUGAGGAGUGUCUUUUCAAAAGGGCUUAUUUCCACUUUGUACUUUUUUUGUGAAAUCAAGAAAAACAUAAUUCAACGGUAUUGAUUUUGAAAUUAAUAUUUAAUUUGCAAAAUUGU
This is a messenger RNA of Leguminivora glycinivorella, 2179 nucleotides long. Its product is annotated as zinc finger protein 226-like. The record is from RefSeq and is a predicted model, not a curated record. NCBI's taxonomy places the organism in Eukaryota, Metazoa, Arthropoda, Insecta, Lepidoptera, Tortricidae. Gene Ontology annotation, cellular component: nucleus. Gene Ontology annotation, molecular function: zinc ion binding; DNA-binding transcription factor activity, RNA polymerase II-specific; RNA polymerase II transcription regulatory region sequence-specific DNA binding. Gene Ontology annotation, biological process: regulation of transcription by RNA polymerase II. The transcript has a single exon. The coding region runs from base 97 to 1548 and encodes 483 amino acids.